CUUUUCUACAGUCAUCAAAUUCUCUCUCUUCUUGCAUUCAAAUCUCUGACCUCUCAUCUCAUCCCCUGCCUUGUCUCCUCUUCUUCCAGAUUCCUUCUCUCACCUCUGCUCGUUACCCCCAUUUUCUUUUUGUUCUUUUCUGGGUUUCUUCCAUUUCCAGGAGACAACAAAGGGUUCAAAUUUGGCUCAUUUUUGCUGUUGUUGUCGUAGGAAAGAUCUGUAGUUAAAGAAGAAGAGAAGGGUAGUUCUAUUGUUGUACUUUCAUGGGUCUCUUCCAUUUCUGUUCAUUGUUUAAGAAUUAAAAAGGGGUUCAAAUUUUGGUUAAUUUGAAGUUUUUGUAAGAGAGAUCUGUUUUUGUUGUUUUGGGGAAGAGGAAGAAGAAGAAGAGGGGGGUUUCCAAAGUAUAUGAGAAAGCUUCUUAAGGGGAGUAUUAGCUCUGAAGUUUUUCAAAGGGAUUCGCCGAAGUUCUUGUUGGGGAAAUGCGGCUGAUUUUCUGUUCUUCUUGAAAGAUAUAUACCCAACAAAAUACCCAUUUAUUUACCCCUUGUUUACCCUUCAAUUUUGUUGGGGGAUUUGUAGAAAAUUUACGAUAAUUUUAGGGUUCUUCUCUACUUCGUGAUCUUUAAUUCAUACUUGAAAUCACAACAAGAUGCAGCAAGAUCAGCGCAAGAAGGGUGUAAAAGACACAGAAUUUUUCACCGAUUAUGGUGAUGCAAAUAGAUACAAAAUUCUUGAAGUUAUUGGGAAAGGAAGUUAUGGAGUUGUUUGUGCUGCAGUUGAUACACAUACAGGGGAAAAAGUUGCCAUUAAGAAAAUAAAUGAUAUUUUUGAGCACAUUUCUGAUGCCAUCCGAAUUCUCCGAGAAGUAAAACUGCUGAGGCUGUUGCGCCAUCCAGAUAUAGUUGAGAUCAAACGCAUUAUGUUGCCUCCAUCGAAGAGAGACUUCAGAGAUAUUUAUGUUGUCUUUGAGCUUAUGGAGUCUGAUCUUCAUCAAGUCAUUAAAGCUAAUGAUGACUUGACUUGCGAGCACCAUCAAUUUUUUCUUUAUCAGAUGCUGCGUGCCCUUAAAUAUAUGCAUACAGCUAAUGUCUAUCAUCGAGAUCUUAAGCCCAAGAAUAUUUUGGCUAAUGCCAAUUGCAAACUUAAAAUUUGUGACUUUGGCCUAGCUAGAGUAGCUUUCAACGACACUCCGACUACAGUAUUUUGGACGGAUUAUGUUGCUACUAGAUGGUAUAGGGCUCCAGAACUUUGUGGAUCAUUUUUUUCUAAGUACACCCCAGCCAUCGAUAUUUGGAGCAUUGGAUGCAUUUUUGCUGAGGUGCUGAUGGGUAAACCGUUGUUUCCCGGUAAAAGUGUUGUUCAUCAGCUAGAUUUAAUCACUGAUCUUCUGGGUACACCCUCGACUGAUGUAAUCUCUGGGGUACGCAAUGACAAGGCACGCAAAUACUUGACAGAUAUGCGGAAAAAGCAGCCUGUUCCAUUUUCUCACAAAUUUCCAAAUGCUGAUCCCUUAGCUUUGCGGUUGCUACAGAGAUUGUUGUCGUUUGAUCCAAAGGAUAGACCAACUGCUGAACAGGCACUAGCUGAUCCGUACUUUAAAGGCUUGUCUAGAGUAGAGAGAGAACCUGCAUGCCUACCGAUUUCAAAACUAGAGUUUGAGUUUGAGAGGCGAAGGGUGACUAAGGAGGAUGUUAGGGAAUUGAUAUAUCGAGAAAUCCUUGAAUAUCAUCCUCAGUUGCUCAAAGACUACUUGAACGGAAAUGAAGGUUCUAAUUAUAUUUAUCCCAGUGCUAUCGGUCAAUUUAAGAAGCAGUUUGCACAUCUGGAGGAAAAUUGUGGUCGGAGUGGACCGGUCAUCCCUCUCGAGAGGAAACACAUCUCCCUUCCAAGGUCGACGGUACACUCUAGUACCAUACCUCCCAAGCCACAGCCGAUGGCACCUUCGUACAGAGACCAUCAAAUUAAAGAAGAGACGAGAGCAUCUGAAAGUUACGGAAGUUUAUCCAGCUCUUCAAGACAGCAAUCAAGAGUUCCAUCAGCAGCAAGGCCAGGGAGAGUUGUAGGACCUGUUGUAGCAUACGAGGCUGGUAGAAGCAUGAAGGAAGGAUACGAUGCUGCUAGGACUAAUGUGCUAAACGCAGCGUUAGCACAACAGACGGCCACACCGUCACCACAAUACUACUACCGACCAAACAUGACUCCGUCUCAAUCCAAGCCUGUUGCUGAAAAUGUCGCAUGGACCAAACAGCAGCAGCUGCCUGUACAGACAACACAUGGAAUUGCUAUUGACAUCAAAACUAACCCGUAUCAACAAUCUCAGACAAAACCCGAACAAUAUAACAGUAGCAGAAUCGCGCUUGAUGCUAAGCUUAUGCAAGCUCAAACCCAGUUUGGUGCUUCUGCUGUUGCAAUGGCGGCUCACAGAAAUGUCGGCACCGUUCAAUAUGGAAUGUCAUAAAUAAUUCUAACUCUCUUGCCUUAGGGUUAAAAGGUACCGGGCUUGUGUUUGGGCUCAAGCUCAGCCUUGGAGUGGUUAUUCUAUAUUAGGUUGAGGUUGUAUGUCCUCCCUUGUCAUGGAUUGCUAAUUAUUACUGCCCGUUCCGUCGGAGAAUAUGUAGUAUGUUAACAUCAUUUGUAUUGUACCUUGUUAGUAUAUUGCUAGAUCAUCCUCAGCUAAUAUUUCACCGUUUGAGUAUAGACGAUUAGAAAAUGUAAAUAAAAAAAUUUAAUCUAAUUAGUUGCGUUUUAUAA
Molecule: messenger RNA, 2751 nt
Organism: Amaranthus tricolor (Joseph's coat)
Lineage: Eukaryota; Viridiplantae; Streptophyta; Magnoliopsida; Caryophyllales; Amaranthaceae
Product: mitogen-activated protein kinase 19-like
Exons: 10
Coding region: 650-2458 (602 amino acids)
Biological process (GO): protein phosphorylation; intracellular signal transduction
Cellular component (GO): cytoplasm; nucleus
Molecular function (GO): MAP kinase activity; ATP binding
Source: RefSeq, a predicted model, not a curated record